This is a messenger RNA of Rhodofomes roseus, 654 nucleotides long. Its product is annotated as glutathione transferase. Gene Ontology annotation, molecular function: glutathione binding; glutathione transferase activity. The record is from RefSeq and is a predicted model, not a curated record. The transcript has 4 exons. Gene Ontology annotation, cellular component: cytoplasm. NCBI's taxonomy places the organism in Eukaryota, Fungi, Basidiomycota, Agaricomycetes, Polyporales, Fomitopsidaceae. The coding region runs from base 1 to 654 and encodes 217 amino acids.
AUGGUCUUGAAGUUGUACGGCUCCCCCCUCUCCACUUGCACUCGGCGCGUCGCCAUCGUGCUCAAGGAGAAGAACGUCCCCUACGAGUUCUUCCCCGUCAACUUGGCCACCGGGGCGCACAAAUCUCCGGAAUACCUCGCGAAGCAGCCGUUCGGGCAGGUGCCCUACAUCGAGGAGGAGGACGGCUUCCAGCUGUUCGAGAGCCGCGCUAUCGGGCGGUACAUUGCGGUCAAGUACGCCGGGCAGGGCAACAAGGUUCUGCCUGAUCCCGCGGACCUCAGGGCUGUCGCGAAGUUCGAGCAGGCGGCGAGUAUCGAGCUGACCAACUUCGACCCGUUCGCGAGCCAGAUCGCGUUCGAGAAGGUGUUCAAGGGCGGGAAGGGUCUAGGCCCUGCGGACCCCAAGGUCGUCGAGAGCCUGACAAGGCAACUGCUCCUGAAGCUCGAUGCCUACGAAAUCAUCCUGUCGAAGCAGAAGUACCUCGCAGGCGAUGAGGUGACGCUUGCGGAUCUCUUCCACAUCACCUACGGCGCGAUGCUCGCUCCCCUCGGCGUCGACGCGCUUGAAGAUGCCUCGAAGAGGCCGCACCUGGCACGGUGGUGGAAGGACAUCACUUCCCGGCCUUCCUGGCAGGCUGUAAAGGACGGAGCUUAA